Molecule: messenger RNA, 933 nt
Organism: Musca vetustissima
Lineage: Eukaryota; Metazoa; Arthropoda; Insecta; Diptera; Muscidae
Product: juvenile hormone acid O-methyltransferase-like
Exons: 3
Coding region: 1-933 (310 amino acids)
Source: RefSeq, a predicted model, not a curated record
AUGAAUCAGGCCUCCCUGUAUCACCGAGCUAAUGAGGUGCAACGUCACGAUGCCGAACAAAUUAUCCAAGAAUAUGUCGAUAAAUUUGAGUGGCGCCAUGACGGUAUGGAUUGUCUGUUGGAUGUGGGUACAGGUUCGGGUGAUGUCCUAAUGGAUUUCGUCUAUCCAAUAAUGCCGAAAAAAUUCGAUCGCAUUGUGGGUUCGGAUAUUUCACGAAAAAUGAUCGAAUUUGCCCGGAAGUGUUAUCGUGAUGUGAAGCAAUGUGAAUUCAAGGUUUUGGAUAUUGGAACAGAGGAGAAGCUACCCAAAGAUAUGAAGGGGGCAUUUGAUCAUGUGACAUCGUUCUACUGUCUUCAUUGGAUACAAAAUCAAAGACAAGCUUUACAAAAUAUCUAUGAUCUACUGCGUCCUGAGGGUGGUGACUGUCUGCUGGUGUUUUUGGCCUCCAAUGCCGUUUAUGAUGUUUGCAAGCUAUUAAGUAAAUCCACCAAUUGGUCACCCUAUAUGCAGGAUGUAAAUCGUUUCAUCUCUCCACUACACCAUUCGAAUGAUGCGAAGUGGGAAUUUACACAAAUGCUGAAGGAGACGGGCUUCACUCAGCUUCAUGUGGAGAUGAGGGAUAAGGUUUACAUCUAUCAGAACGAAGAGAUAUUAAAAGAUAACUUUAAAGCCAUUUGCCCCUUCUUGGAGCGCAUACCCUUAUCGCAGCACAAUGACUUCUUGGAUGAUUUUGUAGAUACUGUUACGAGUCUGGAUUUAAGACGCUGCGAUCCUAAUGGCAAAACCCACAAAUUCCUAUCACCCUAUAAACUAAUUGUGGCCUAUGCCAAGAAGCCGGCAUUAGUGGAAAAUCUUCUCAGCGAAUUAAUUAUAUCCGCCGAAGAGGAGGAGAAGAAGCAAGAGAAUGGUGUAGAAAAGAAAAAUAUAAAAUAG